This is a messenger RNA of Ananas comosus (pineapple), 1235 nucleotides long. RefSeq names its product PRA1 family protein A1-like. The record is from RefSeq and is a predicted model, not a curated record. The coding region runs from base 220 to 849 and encodes 209 amino acids. Lineage: Eukaryota; Viridiplantae; Streptophyta; Magnoliopsida; Poales; Bromeliaceae. The transcript is spliced from 8 exons. Gene Ontology annotation, cellular component: membrane.
ACGCAAACCGCGCUCGGGGUCGGUCGUAUUGGGGCUUGGUAGUCAUAAAAAAGGUUCGGAGACGUUGUUCACCACCCACGGCCCGAUUCCUCCCACCGCAUCAUCCUGGUAAGAGCCUCCUCCAUCGCCCUCGAGGACGAAGCAUUAAUCGUCGGCGGGAGAUUUUAGGGUUUCGGUUUCGGGUCGAGAAAUAGGCGGAGACGACGACGAGAUCGAGAAAUGGAUUGGGGAAACGUUACCACCGAGGAUCUCGUCGACGCCCUUCGCGAGGUGGAUUGGUCGACCCCCCCGCGGCCCGUCUCGGAGUUCUUCUCUCGAUUCACCGUCCCUAGAUCGUAUUCCAAAUGGAACAGUCGCCUCAAGUGCAAUCUCUACUACUACAGGACAAAUUACUUCAUCAUGAUCAUGUUCAUUCUAGGGUUAGGAUUUCUUCGGAAACCACUUGCUAUUGUUGCUGCUAUCUUGACGGGACUUACUAUUGCAUUCCUAAAUGAUAGCUUUGCUGUCGCUUUUAAUGAGAAAGUUACGAGGACCGUGAGACAAUUUUCUCCGCAUCUUGCUGCAAAGUUGAGGCCACCCAUGGCCCCUGUUAUUCGUGGACGACCAACUGCUAAAAGGGCUAUUCACAUAUGUGGGCGACCUCGUUGGGUGUUCGUCUUGAUAUUUUCUGCAGCUAGUUGCAUCCUUUGGUUGACCUCCUGUAACCUUCUCACUGUUCUUUGGGCAAUUCUUAUUGGACUACUUGUAACUCUGCUUCAUGCCAGCUUUAGAACACCUAAUCUCAAAGCACGACUGAACACAUUUAGAGAGGAGUUUCGUGCAGUAUGGCGCAAUUACAGUGAGCUGUAACUGUUCCAUUCUGAGUUUAUAUCAUGGACAGAUUGUGAACUGUGUUAAGCCUGUGAUUCAUCUUUUUGCUGGAUCAUUUCAUGAGAUAGUAUUAAGAACGGUUCUUUUGAAGUUUAGUACUGUUGUUUGUAAGGGGGCAGGACUGAUAUUGAGUAGGGAUAUUGCUUUGUACACAACAUUUCACAGAUCUUGUAAUUGCCUUGAAACUGUAGAACUUUGCCCGUCCAGAGUACAAGUGAAGAAAGUGAAGAAAAUGUGAAUAUAAGCAGUAACCUUAUGCAACCAAUGGUAGCAACCAUUAUUUGAUGAUUUUCUACUGCAUAUUGGAGGAAACUGCCCUGUUUCUGUGAAAUGGCAGAGGUAUCAUAUAACCGCUGUUCUUAUUA